AUGCCGUGGCUUCUCAGCAAGAAGCGACGGCAGUCGCCAUCCGGCAGCACCAGCGGGCAGCCCUGGGCUGCCACCAGCUCCAGCAGCACCUCCCAGCUCCGGGAGCAGGGGCUGGGCAGGCUGCACCGCGCGGCCGCCCGCGGCGACCUGGGCUGGCUGAGGCGCUGGCGCUGGUACGUCAAGGUAGUCGGCAUCGACAGGCCAGACCAGGAGAUGCGGACACCUCUGCAUCUGGCUUCGGCCAAUGGCCAUGCAGAUGUCGUCAGAUAUCUGCUAAGAAAGAACAGCCAGCCCAACCUCGCUGACAGCUUCAAGAGAACGGCCCUGAUGAAGGCAGUCCAGCAGGAGCAGGAAGAAUGUGUUGCUCUUCUGCUGGCACACGGUGCCGACCCCAAUCUGGCAGACGCUGACGGCAACACUGCCCUUCACCUGGCUGUCCUCUCUAAAAACACAGCUGUAGCAGGGCUGUUACUGGAGCAUCAUGCCAAGAGUGAUGCUCAGAACCAGUGGGGAUUUACCCCCUUCAAACUUGCAGCCUUGCAACAGCAUGAGGAGAUGGAGUGCCUUCUGAAAAAAGCAGCUGACAGGCAGGCUCAAGCCCAGGGGGAAAGGUGAGGGCUUUGUCAAAACAGCCCACGGGUCUUCUGGGUAGUCUGCAAGUGUGACCCAGACGAGGGGUGUGGCAAUGAGCUUGGAAAAAGAAGGAGCAGCCCCGUGGAAGCAGUUCCCCAUG
Molecule: messenger RNA, 733 nt
Organism: Neopelma chrysocephalum (saffron-crested tyrant-manakin)
Lineage: Eukaryota; Metazoa; Chordata; Aves; Passeriformes; Pipridae
Product: ankyrin repeat domain-containing protein 7-like
Exons: 4
Coding region: 1-615 (204 amino acids)
Molecular function (GO): protein binding
Source: RefSeq, a predicted model, not a curated record